This is a messenger RNA of Homarus americanus (American lobster), 764 nucleotides long. RefSeq names its product 39S ribosomal protein L23, mitochondrial-like (gene mRpL23). The record is from RefSeq and is a predicted model, not a curated record. Lineage: Eukaryota; Metazoa; Arthropoda; Malacostraca; Decapoda; Nephropidae. Gene Ontology annotation, molecular function: structural constituent of ribosome. Gene Ontology annotation, biological process: mitochondrial translation. The coding region runs from base 124 to 576 and encodes 150 amino acids. The transcript is spliced from 4 exons. Gene Ontology annotation, cellular component: mitochondrial large ribosomal subunit; ribosome.
AUUUAACACUACAUAUCUGGAGCGGCGUCUGUAGUAAACAAACAACUUUACUCUGGACUCGUGCACAGAACUUGUGUAUAUUGAAGAAGACCAGAAUUUAUUCAGAGUAAAAGAAAGACAAACAUGUCCACUAGAUGGUAUCCUCUCUACCGGCAAGGGAAUCCACAGUUGAGAGUAUUCCUUCCAAACUUCUUUAUGAAACUUGUAAAACCAGAUGCCCCCCAGCCACCCAAUGUUGUCCAGUUCAUCGUGUCAAUGCAGAUGAGCAAAUAUGAUAUAGAAAAUUACCUGGAAAAAAUUUACAACGUUCAAGUUGAAAAUGUGGUAACGCAUGUGAGAAUGGGUAAAUGUGAGAGAAGCUUCAAAGGUUAUAUAACAAAGAAGGAUGACUAUAAGGUUGCCUUUGUGACACUACCCAGGACAGAGAAGUUUGAGUUCCCAACUCUCUUCCCAGAAAGUAAACAAGAAAAGGAAAAUGAAGAAUUGAAACAGCUUGAUGUUCUCCAGGAUGAAUGGAACAGCAACACCAGGAGACAUAAACACAGACAUGGUGUUCCAACUUGGUUUGGGGUGUGAUUGUCUGUAGAUCAAGUGUCAUGUAAGAGUCAAGUGUUUAUAUCGAGCUAGAAAUGUAAAUAAUAGUUAUAGUUGUUGAGUUUGAUUAGGGGUGUCAUUUUUCACUCACUGUCAAUAAGAAAAUUCUUAAUCUGAACCAGUACAGUAUUUGGUUGUAAGUAAACAGAAUAAAAAACUGGUAAUGAAAA